AUGGAAGACCCUCCUGGAUCGGUAAAGGUGGUUGUUGCGCAGUUUCUACAGAAAUAUGGCUACCAGAAGACGCUUGGGCAUUUUCUGAAUGAGGCAGGGUUGUCGCUAGGAGCUCUGCAGUCGGGCGAUGCCGCAGAAGACCUCGAAACUAUCAUUGGCGAACGAACGCAGUACCUGGAGCGGGCAAGGAACGACGAACCUAGCCAAUUGGAUGUGGGUGUAUCAAGCAUUGCAUGCGAGCAACUGCCACGCUGGAAUUACGCGGUGCAAUGGGCGGCUGCAAGAGAACUGCAGGGGGCCAACGGGUUAGUGAUAUCUGCAGACCUGUCCGGAGCGCAGCCAGUGCUAGCAACAUCGUCCCGAGAGGUGCUGCAGUACGGAUCCACACUGCAAUUGGAGAAGCGGAGUGUCAGCAGUAUCGGAUGUAUACGGAAAUUUGGGUGGUUUGCAGGGCCACGGGGGUCGCGGGAGCGCUACGCGCUUGGUAUGGACGGCAGCUUGGCACUGCUGGGCGCCGACGGGGUGCCGUUGCGUUCUUGGCGCUUGCAUGGCCGGAUGAUCACACACGCGGCGUUUUUCGUCACCACAGAGCGGAAAAUCCUCUGCUUCACCUAUGGCCUGGACGGAUACAUUAGGCUACAUGAGUUCGACGAGGAGAUGGAGGAACCGAAAAGUAUGGACGAGUAUAAGCUAGUAAACAGCUGCACGGGGUUCCAGCUUGCACAGACCGACGACGAUGAGCCUACUCUGUACUAUACGAGAGAGGAUCAUACCCAUCUGUUUGUAUUGCAGGUCCACGAUCUUAAACUGCAGGAGGUUUACAGAAUCGCGUUAAAUGCGGCUCAGUUCAGCACACAUUCUUUCUCCGUGCGCGACAUGAUUGUGGUGAACUUUGAGCAUAUCUAUGCGGCAGACGACCGCAACAGUCAUUUACCGUGGUCUGGCCCUGGCUCUGUGCUGAUCGCUGCCACAUCGCAUACUCCAUAUAUGCGACUAAUAUUUGUGGAAUUACCGAAUACCAAGGAACUGCCCGUCUCAUCAGGAGUGCCACAUACCAACAGUGCCACUGUGCCGAAUUUAUUGGACUCGUUUACCGGGAAUAGCGGGACUACCCCUCAUCAGAAACCUGCAGUGAAUUCCGGUCCUAAAGUUUACUAUGAUAAAGUCAAACGUAAUAUCGCUACUCCAGUCCCACAGAACCUAUAUUCUCAGCCUAUACUAGCUCUAUGCACGGUUUCUUCUGGGUUACUUGUUGGAGCCGACGAUGGUGUGUAUGCAGUUGACCUGCAUCUUGGCAAUACCUGGAAAUUGGCCUUGCCUAAUGGCAAUGAAAGGGUCAAGGCAAUGGCACUGCAUGAUGACUUUCUGCUGGUUUCUCUAUCGAACAAAACCGUCUUCAUUUGGGAGGCGCAAAAAGAUUAA
This is a messenger RNA of Eremothecium gossypii ATCC 10895, 1422 nucleotides long. RefSeq lists its product as uncharacterized. The transcript has a single exon. Gene Ontology annotation, molecular function: protein binding. Lineage: Eukaryota; Fungi; Ascomycota; Saccharomycetes; Saccharomycetales; Saccharomycetaceae. Bases 1 to 1422 code for a protein of 473 amino acids. The record is from RefSeq and is marked provisional.